AUGACCUGUGCCGUGACUGAGAGUGUCUCGAUUGGUUGCCCAUCAUGCAGCAUGCACAACUGCACCCUCCCACUCCCAAACACCAAAGCAUGCUUCUGCCUCGCCCACGCUGACCAGGCCACUAUCUGCACCAUAUACAGUUGCACAGCUCCCACUCAAGAAGGCUGUCAGACUUGUUCUGACCCUCUGCACCAAGCCAAGGAAGAGGAUUACUGCUCUGCAGGCAAGUCCUGUGGCUUGCUCACCCAAUGGCAGCAGUUGGCCUACCUGCGAGGGGAACCAAAGCUGUUGAACACACAGUUUGGAAGGCAUUGCAUGCACAAUGAGCAACUCCUUGUCCAUCCCUGUGGAGUUAUCAUUGGCCACUCUACUUUCUAUGGGUCAGAAGCACUCACUUGGGUCAUGGAUUUUCUUCUCAAGGUCUUCCCCACCAUGGCUUCCAUGCCUUUGGUGCUGUUCUUUGACAACAACUGCAGCCUCCUCUGGCAUAUAGCCAACAGGGUGGUUGCUCCUCAUUUUGCCCAGACUGCCUUGCUUGUGGACAUCUUUCAUUUCAAGAACCACCACUCCCAUGGCGACACCUUUUGUGGCACCCACUGCAAUGCAUCCACCUACCCCAAAUUGUAUGACCCCAUCACCAAAUGGUGGGUCUUCAACUCCUCGAUAUGCAAGCAGUCAAACACGUGGUUGAGGAAGUAUCAGGGGCAACUCUGA
This is a messenger RNA of Dacryopinax primogenitus, 714 nucleotides long. RefSeq lists its product as uncharacterized. Bases 1 to 714 code for a protein of 237 amino acids. Lineage: Eukaryota; Fungi; Basidiomycota; Dacrymycetes; Dacrymycetales; Dacrymycetaceae. The transcript has 3 exons. The record is from RefSeq and is a predicted model, not a curated record.